This is a messenger RNA of Hyposmocoma kahamanoa, 2193 nucleotides long. RefSeq names its product DDB1- and CUL4-associated factor 12 (gene DCAF12). Lineage: Eukaryota; Metazoa; Arthropoda; Insecta; Lepidoptera; Cosmopterigidae. Bases 1 to 1347 code for a protein of 448 amino acids. Gene Ontology annotation, molecular function: protein binding. Gene Ontology annotation, cellular component: Cul4-RING E3 ubiquitin ligase complex. The record is from RefSeq and is a predicted model, not a curated record. The transcript is spliced from 10 exons.
AUGGCGCAGACGGUGAGGCGCGCGAUUGAGGGGAGGUAUCCUUCAUGCUAUGAUCCGAAUAGAAUUAAAGAACGAAGAGCAAAAGCCAGGGCUCUAAGACUAGAACAACAAAGGAAGCCUGACAAAGUAGAAGAUUUUGUCUGCUACUCAGACAGUGACAGUGAGGAGGAGACCCCAGCUCAACAGCACCGCAUUCUCUCCACGUCGUAUAAUUUUGUAGACUAUGUACGGUCAAGAGAAAUACUUGCACCAGAGGCGCGCACGGUGGACCCGUCGUAUGCGACGCGACAUAUGCUCACCCACGACAUGUUCCGCGAGACGCCCGUGGCGCUCGGCAACAUGAACAAGGUGUUCUGCUCGCAGUGGCUCUCCGACAGGCAGGUCGUCUUCGGCACCAAGUGCAAUAAGCUGAUGGUGUACGACGUGCGCACGCGCGCGCUGGACGCCAUCCCCACGCUGCGGCCGCGCGCGCCGUGGGCCGGCGCCGACCACCAGACCGGCAUCCACGCGCUGCAGAUCAACCCCUCCAGAACGUUGCUGGCGACAGGAGCGCGCAACUCGUGCGAACUGGCGAUCUAUAGCCUGCCCACCUUGGACCCCGUCGCCGUCGGCGAAGCGCACAAAGACUGGAUCCUGGACAUGUGCUGGCUGGACGACGAGUUCGUGGUGACGGGGUCCCGCGACAGCAAGCUGGCGCUGUGGCGCGCGCCGCUGGAGCCGCCCGAGCUGGCGCCGCACCACGACUACGUGGCGCCCGUCUGCCUCAAGGAGUGCCGCUCGGGUCAGAAAGUGCGUGCGCUGACGUUCAAUCCGCGCUGGCGCGAGAUUGCGGCUUUAACCCUGAACGGCUACAUCCACGUCUUCAGCGCGGAGACCUUCCGACAGACUCUCUCGCGCAAGCUGCCCUCCUGCCAGGACCUCGUCUGCCUCGCCACGCAGGAAAGCGGCGUGUACGCCAUCGGCUGCAAAUCGUACACGCUGCUGCUAGACUGCCGCACACUGCAGUCGAUCAAGAAGAUCACGUCGCGCUACAACGGCUGCGGCAUCCGUUCCGCCAGCUUCCGCGGGAACAUGCUCACCAUCGGCACUGGGCUCGGAUUGCUAAUGUUCUACGACUUGAGAGCGGGCAAAUACUUAGAGAGCAAUAUUCAUUCAUCAAAAACGGUUACGUUGAGGGCUUCCAGAGGCUACGUGUUCCCCGACGAGGAGGCGGACGGCUUCAACCAGGUGAAAUACGUGCCGGCCAUCUACACGCACUGCUACGACGACAGCGGCACGCGCGUGUUCACGGCCGGCGGCCCGCUGCCCGCGCCUCUCAUCGGCAACUACGCCGGCCUCUGGCAGUGACGGCGGUACUCCUGGUUCCUUUCAUCCGGUCGACGAUGUUGUACACCGGCCUCGGCAGUACGAGCCGUUUUAUGGGUUUAGUUAAAACCCGAAAAUUCACUGCAACAUAUACUCGGACUGACCAAUAGGGUAAUUCUAAAACGCAGUCAUCAAAUUUGCCAUUUUUAUGCCAGUGCUGCCGGUGUGCGAUAUGUAACUUGACAAUGAAAAUAAUGAGUUAUUGUACGUCUGAGCCUCAGUGUUGCCAUUUUAUACCGUCCUGAAAAUCAAGUUUAUUUGAUAAAACGAUGUUUUACCACCAUGUUAUUAAAUUAUUUUCUGGUAUAUACAAAUAUCGUUUACAGUGUCGACUGCCUGAUGAAUAUAAGAUCUAUAACAGACGCAGAAGAAAUUUGUCAACUCGAUAACUCGACCUGUAGCUUAGUUGGUAAAGCAAUGGAGACGGAAUCCCGUGGUCGCAGGUUUGAGUCCUGUCGGGUCGAACGAUUUUUUCUUUGCGUCCGAUCUUUGUAUUUAACAAUUAUAACAAUCAAGUUUUAAUCAAAUAACUGAGGUGUUUGAACAAUGGUAAAAUUAAUAAAUUGCCCUUAAUAAAUAUACCGUUGCCGACGGUGUUCUUCGUUAUUAUUUUUUAUUUUAUUAUUUUAUCUGCAUCGUAGUAAAAAUUGAUAAUUAAAUGGUAACCCUGAUGCUGAAACCCAUAACCAUUGUUUCAUUGUCGGUCAGUUUAUACGGCUUAGUAUAUAAUAUUAUGUUAGGAAAAAAAAAGCGAAAAUGUGCGUUAAAAAUACAUUUGUAAACAUCGAGUAUGUAACCAGAAAUGGAAACGAAAUUUCAUUUAAUUUG